UGUGUGGGAAUUCUCCCCACACAGCCGAGACUCCCAAUUAAUGAAGCGUCUGGCCCAAAUACGAGAUAAAAUACGUGGAUGUUUUAACAACUUGAAUGACACCAUUAUGGGCCUCAGUGCUAGGACCAUUAAUGGGAAGGUAUGGGACAAGAUUAGAGAAUGGAUGGGACUUGGGCACGAAAUGACUACUCUGCUUAGCUCAAUCAAAUGGAUCACGAAGACCCACAAAGGGUCAACAUUGAAAGCAAAAGCGGCAAGACUUGCGUUCUGUGCAUCGGUCUACUAUAUUUGGCAUACAAGAAAUGAGAACUUAUUUGAUGAUGGAACAAAAACAGAGGAUAAUGUGAUAGCAAAGGUCAAGCAUAUGGUAUAUAAAAUACUUUUUAGUAUUUACCCAUAUGA
This is a messenger RNA of Cuscuta epithymum, 402 nucleotides long. Lineage: Eukaryota; Viridiplantae; Streptophyta; Magnoliopsida; Solanales; Convolvulaceae. The record is from the annotation of a GenBank genome assembly.